AUGGACAUAGCUAUUUCAGAGUUGAAUGGUGGUGGGUGGGUUCACAUCUUCCCAGAAGGCAGUCGUUCGGGAGAUGGUAGGGAAACCAUUGGGUCUUCCAAGAGAGGUGUUGGGAGGUUAGUCCUAGAUGCUGACAACGUACCAAUGGUUGUCCCAUUUGUGCAUACUGGGAUGCAGGAAGUCAUGCCUAUUGGUGCUACCUUUCCAAGGAUUGGCAAGACAGUAACUGUACUUAUCUGACCGAUCGAGUUUGAUGAUUUGCUUAAUGAGGAACAAGUAGAAAAUGUAUCAAGAGGAAAGCUUUACGAUGCUGUAGCUUCAAGGAUUGGUCAUCGACUGCAACAGUUAAAACCAACUGUCCAAGUCGACAGACUAGCUCUUGAGCAACCAACUGCCGAACGUGCAGCUGAGAUCCUGCAACAGUUUGACUGGGAACCAUUCGGCAUCCGGAAUCACGCAUUAAUAUUUAUUUAUAUUCUUAUGAUCAGUGUUAUGAAAAUGGGACCGUUUGAUUGGGAACCGGCGUCAUCUUCGGCCUGGUUUCUCUUAAAAACUGGUAUUUUUAAUCAAACUGGAUAG
Molecule: messenger RNA, 579 nt
Organism: Pistacia vera
Lineage: Eukaryota; Viridiplantae; Streptophyta; Magnoliopsida; Sapindales; Anacardiaceae
Product: tafazzin
Biological process (GO): phospholipid metabolic process
Source: RefSeq, a predicted model, not a curated record